Suncus etruscus (white-toothed pygmy shrew) is the source of this 3318-nucleotide messenger RNA. It is a transcript of the gene CCDC120, whose product is annotated as coiled-coil domain containing 120. The transcript has 11 exons. Lineage: Eukaryota; Metazoa; Chordata; Mammalia; Eulipotyphla; Soricidae. The coding region runs from base 454 to 2454 and encodes 666 amino acids. The record is from RefSeq and is a predicted model, not a curated record.
CCCAGCUUCUUGUUUCCCUACCUCCGCCCCUAGCUGGCACUCGGCGGCUGAGGUGGCCGUGCUGUUGGGAGCGGACCGAGCCGAAGAACUAAAGGUUGGGCGGGGGCGCUGGUGCACGCGCCUCUCCUAGCGCCCCCCACCGUCUGUCCCCCAUGGCCGGCAGACGCGCAGCUUAACUCGGCCCCCGGUGGCGCGCCGAAGGGGAGUGAGCGCGAUCCCGAGGGGGCCGAGCUGGGCCGAGGGCAGGCCGGCCGCGCCCACCUGCUCGAGGCGCACUCUGACCCGCCUGCACCCCGGGGCCAGGACCCCAGGCCAAACUCUUGACUGUUGCCCAUGGGCCUCUGAGAAGGCAUUUUAAGUCCUCCCUGCUUUCCAUUUGCUGUGCUCCCACUUCAUGGGAAGGGAACCAAGACCUGGUCCAGCUCUUAGUCCCCACCACUUGCAAACACCAGGAUGGAAGUCAAAGGUCAACUGAUCAACUCUCCCAACUUCAAAGUCUCAGCAGCCCUAUUUGGAGAUGCCAUACCCCAGGUGAAAUCAGAACGACUUCGGGGACUGCUUGACCGGCAGCGGACCCUGCAAGAGGCCCUGAGCCUCAAACUUCAGGAACUCCGCAAAGUGUGUCUCCAGGAAGCGGAGCUGACUGGCCAGCUGCCCCCCGAGUGCCCACUGGAGCCUGGUGAGCAACCUCAGUUGGUCCGGAGAAGGCCUCAGGCGGCCCGAACCUACCCUCCUCCACACCCCAAUGCAGCACACCACUCUUUGUGCCCUGCUGAGGAGCUGGCUCUUGAGGCACUGGAGCGAGAGGUGUCGGUGCAACAGCAGAUUGCAGCUGCUGCUCGCCGCCUUGCCUUGGCCCCAGAACUGAGUGCUGAGCAGUGGCGGCGGCGGCGGCAGGUCCAGGCCGAUGCUCUGCGGAGGCUACAAGAGCUGGAGGAGCAGCUUGGGGAUUACCGGGUCCGCCUCGGUCUCCCAGUGCUCCCGCCACCACCUCAGUCACUACCCCUGGCUACAGGGCCAGGCAUCACCUCAGGGGUCUGCCUGGGGACACGCCUCGCUCAGCUCAGUCAAGAGGACGUAGUUCUGCACUCGGAAAGCAGCUCCCUUUCAGAGUCUGGGGCCAGUCAUGAUAAUGAAGAGCACCGUGGCUGCUUCCCUCUGUCUGAGCGUCCCUCCCCACCCAAGGCCUGGGAGCUACUCCCAGGCCAGCUGCGGUCAGUAUCUGGGACCAGCCCUGAGCACCGAACCCCAUGGAAACCACCCCCAUCUGAUCUUUAUGGAGAUCUGAAGAGCCGGCGGAACUCUGUGGCCAGUCCCACCAGCCCUACGCACUCCCUGCCUAGGAGUGCCUCCAGUUUUGAAGGACGAAGUGUGCCCGCUACCCCUGUCCUACCCCGGGGCACAGGCCCCCAGCUCUGCAAACCUGAAGGCCUCCAUUCUCGCCAGUGGUCUGGCAGCCAGGACUCCCAGAUGGGGUUUCCUCGAGUGGAUCCUGCCUCGGACCGCGCCUCGCUCUUUGCAGCUCGGACUCGCCGCAGCAACAGCUCUGAGGCUCUCCUCGUGGACCGGGCUCAGAGCUCCCCACCCGUGCCUCUGGUGCCCCCUGCCGCUGGGCCCCCAGUCUGCAAGAGCAGUGAGGUUCUGUAUGAGCGCCCCCAACCAAUCCCUGCCUUCUCCUCCCGCACAACUGGCCCUCCUGACCCUCCUAGGGCAUCCCGGCCUAGCUCUGCUGCCCCUGCCUCCCGUGGGGCCCUCCGGAUCCCCCCAGUAUGUGGAGACUUCCUUUUGGACUAUGCCCUGGAGCGAGGCCUGCCCCGUGGGGCCAGCAGUGGCCCUGGUGGCGGUCCUGGCUGGGGGGAAUUGGUGCCUGCAAGUGAGGUCCCUGGACCCCUCUCCCGCCGAGAUGGGUUUAUCGCCAUGCUCCCAGGCCCCCCACCAGCAUAUGCAACUGACAGCAGCAGCCCCCUUCUCCGCAACAAAGAUCCCCAGCCUCGGGGUCCCCGCCCCAAACCCUGUGGCCUGCCUAUGGAGGCUUCUGAGGGUCUGGAGGUACACCCCAACUCUUUGCUGUGGAUGCCCCCUCCUACUCGCAUUGCCCCAGCUGCUGAGCGCAGUGGCCACAAGAAUCUUGCUCUGGAGGGGUUGCGGGACUGGUACAUCCGGAAUUCGGGCCUGGCCAUAGGGCCCCAGCGCCGUCCUGUGCUUUCCCACUUGGGCUCGCAGCAUCCACCCUUCCUCCACGCCCGCUGCUAUGAGGUGGGCCCAGCGCUGUACGGGGCCCCCAGCCAGGCACCGCUCCCGCACUCAAGGAGUUUCACGGCGCCCCCUGUCUCUGGCAGAUACUACACGGACUUCCUGUACCCCCCGGAGCUGAGCACUCGUUUAAGUGAUCUGACACUAGAGAGGGAGCAGUCUUCCAGUUCUGACCCCCAAACCCCAGGCACACUGGUUUGACUCCUUUGGCUCUCCUGCUCCUGGCCUGAGUCCAGUCGGAGGAGCACACAUUGACCUCGCUGAGCACUGACUGGGUGGAGUUUAUAACUAUCAGUCUUAGUGGGAGGGUCAAGCUGAUCUUCGCAGACCCUGCCUCCUUUGGACCCAUGAAGUGGGGGUCCCUGUUUCUGACAUCCCAAUGCUCCUCAGUGUGCUGGGGAUGGGGGCCACUCAGCCCACUUGAAAAGGGGGGGAUGAUGUCAUGAGGAUGCCAAGCCCCCCUUCCAUUUCUGUUUACAGUUGUGAUUUAGAUAUUCACUGUCUUGCCCCCACUCCACUAGAUAUUUUAUAAAAGGGAAACUGUGAAGUUUUCUGGUUGGGUUCAUUCCUGUUCCCUAUACCCAGCCUCUUCCGUUCUGGACUCCCCCCACCCUGAAAUGGACCACAUAGGGACCCUCUACCCCGGGUGGGGGGCAACCAAGACACUGGUGCACACAACUUCCUGCUACCUUUCCCUGCACCAUGCUAGUUCUUAGGGAGGUGAGCCCUCUGCCCACAGUUGGAAACACUGAAGUCGGCGGGGGAAGGCAGUUCAUUUCCCCACUCUCAGAAGUGCUCGAAUGCACCCUGGUCCUUGCCCAUGCCCACUACCUUUUCCACAGGGAGAGAUGGCCUGGCCUGUCGGGCAGCCUCUGCUCUUGCAAUCUGCAAACUAAAGGACCAAAGGGCAGAGACUUAGGGUGCACCAUACUGGCAAGCUGUGGUGGUAGAACCUGGUGUUUUGAAGACACCAGUCAGCCUCAGGUGACCUGUGCCCAUGUGCAAUCUUCCAGCUUCCAUGGCUUCCUUCCAGAUGCCACUUUUUUUCCAAUAAAUCCACACAGG